Molecule: messenger RNA, 12561 nt
Organism: Echinops telfairi (small Madagascar hedgehog)
Lineage: Eukaryota; Metazoa; Chordata; Mammalia; Afrosoricida; Tenrecidae
Gene: DNAH8
Product: dynein axonemal heavy chain 8
Exons: 84
Coding region: 16-12561 (4181 amino acids)
Biological process (GO): microtubule-based movement
Cellular component (GO): dynein complex
Molecular function (GO): ATP hydrolysis activity; dynein intermediate chain binding; dynein light intermediate chain binding
Source: RefSeq, a predicted model, not a curated record
GCCAAAGGAGCAAAGAUGAUGAGACUGUAUGUAGACAAUGCAUCUCCGGAGGGGCUAAAGGGACUGUGUGUGUUCUUUGUGCGCUGUCGCACUGAUGUUCCUCUCAAUGCUAAGAAUAUUCAAGAGGACGUGCUCUUUACGGUUUUGGACGCAAGGAAAGGGCUCCUGAAAGGGAUUAGAAGCAUGCUGGCCAACAUCUUCCUCCCUGCCAUUCUUGCCACGAGUAACUGGGGUGCUCUAAACCAAUCCAAGCAAGGAGAAGCCGACAAGCACAUUUUCACAGAAACCAUCAGGAGAUACCUUUCCUUCUUAGAAGGUGCUAGAGUAAGCAUUGAGGGAACAGUUAAAUUGAAGACGAUAAGCCAUGUGGAUUUUAACAAACUGCAGACUUUUGAAGAAGUGACAGCCGUAGCAGGCAAUUCAGAAACUGUUCAUCAGCUAGAGGACGUGCUGAUGAUAUGGUACAAACAGAUUGAACAGGUACUUAUUGAGAGUGAGCAGAUGCGGAAAGAAGCUGACGACUCAGGCCCGCUCACGGAAUUGGAGCACUGGAAACGCAUGUCAGCCAAAUUCAAUUACAUCAUCGAGCAGAUUAAGGGACCCAGUUGUAAAGCUGUCAUUAAUGUGUUAAAUGUCGCACACUCCAAGUUGUUAAAGAACUGGCGUGAAUUGGAUGCAAGAAUCACUGAUACAGCAAACGAAUCAAAAGACAAUGUCAGAUAUUUAUACACGCUGGAAAAAGUAUGUCAGCCUCUCUAUAACUAUGACCUAGUGUCCAUGGCACAUGGGAUACAAAACUUGAUCAACGCCAUCAAAAUGAUUCACAGUGUGUCAAGGUAUUAUAACACCUCAGAGAGAAUGACCUCACUGUUUAUCAAGGUCACAAACCAGAUGGUGACCGCAUGUAAAGCGUACAUCACUGAUGGAGGAGUGAGCCACGUCUGGGAUCAGGAAACACCAGCUGUGCUGAAGAAAAUUCAGGUUUGUAUAACGAAAACUUUCAUGUCUGGCCUCGUUUGGUUUUCUGUCUUCAUUCACAAAGCACAGGUGGACUUUGAAAUAAACACUAUUACGGAAAUGAUAACUAUUGUGCAAACAUAUUCAGCCUUGAGUAACUCUACCAUAGAGGGAAUAGAUAUUCUGGCAAUAAAAUUCAAAAAUAUUUAUCAAGGGGUUAAGAAAAAGCAAUAUGACAUUCUGGAUCCAAGAAGGACAGAAUUUGAAACAGAUUUCUUAGAAUUCAUGUCUAAAAUCAGUUCUUUAGAGGUACAGAUUCAGGCAUUUAUGAGUAGUACUUUUGGAAAAAUCUUAUCGUCUCAGCUGGCUCUUCAGCUUCUCCAACGGUUCCAGAAGCUGAACAUUCCCUGCCUUCAAUUAGAAAUAAACCACACAAUUGAGCGGAUUCUUCAGUGUUACGUAGCUGAACUUGAAGCUACUAAGAAGCUUUAUCAUUCUCAAAAAGAUGACCCCCCUCUUGCUCGCAACAUGCCUCCGAUAGCAGGAAAAAUUCUGUGGGUGAGGCAGCUCUACCGCCGGAUCAGUGAGCCCAUCAACUAUUUCUUUCAAAACUCAGAUAUUUUGUCGAGUCCGGAAGGUAAAGCUAUCAUCCGUCAGUAUAACAAAAUUUCCUAUGUCCUGGUGGAGUUCGAGGUGGUGUAUCACACGGCCUGGGGCAAAGAGAUUUCACAGCUACAGUAUGCUUUACAAGCCACACUUUUUGUGCGACAUCCGGAAACGGGGAAGCUGUUGGUUAAUUUUGAUCCCAAAAUUUUGGAAGUUGUGCGGGAAACCAAAUGCAUGAUAAAAAUGAAGCUGGACGUGCCAGAACAGGCAAAGAAGUUGCUAAAAUUGGAAAGUAAAUUGAAAGCAGACAAACUGUACUUGCAGGUGGAAUCUGUGUUGAGACAAGGACUCACCAUAUUAACAUGGUCAUCUUUAACCUUGGAAAGCUUCUUUCAAGAGGUUGACGCCGUUUUGGAUAUGUUCAAUCAACUACUAAAGCAGGUCAGUGACUUGUGUGAAAUGCAUAUUGAUACAGUACUAAAGGAGAUCGCCAAGACAGUGUUAAUUUCCCUGCCGGAAAGCGGUGCUACCAAAAUUGAAGACAUGUUGGCCCUCAAUGAGACAUGCACAAAAGAAUGGGCUGAAAUUUUAAACCACAAAAGCAAGCAUGUAGAAGAAGCUGUCAGAGAACUAAUAUCAAUAUUUGAGAAGAUCUAUGACGUGAAGAACAGCAGAAAAGCUGCCAAGGAGUCAGAACAGCGGAAACAUGUUGUUUUUGGAAGUGAAACAGAGGAGGGCGAGGGUACCGAAUUUGAUGCCAAUAUCAGGAGUGAAGAUGCUAAUGAUAAAGAAGAUGAAUUUAAAAAGGAAUGUAAAGAAGUCUUCGCUUUUUUCACUCAUCAGCUGCUAGAUAGUCUUCAAAAAGCCACACGGUUAUCUUUGGACACAAUGAAAAGAAGAAUAUUUGUGUCAAGCCAUUUUGGACGAAAGCGGUCAGAAGAUAUCAUUUCCUUUAUCAAAUCUGAAGUACACCUGGCAAUUCCUAAUGUGAUCAUGGUUCCUAGUUUGGAUGACAUUCAGCAGGCCAUCAACCGUAUGAUCCAGCUAACACUGGAGGUCAGCCGAGGCGUGGCUCACUGGGGACAGCAGCAAGUCCGUCGCAUUAAGUCAGCCAUUGUUAGUCCGAACCGAACCCUGACGGACGUGACCCACAUCAGCACGGGAAAGCAAGCCAAGAAAGAAGACAAAUCGUAUGAAGAAAUCCCCGCGAGGAAACUGAAGAACUUCUACCCGGGAGUGGCGGAGCACAAGGACAUCUCUAAGCUGGUGCUCCUCCUCUCCUCCUCCGUGAACUCCCUGCGGAAGGCGGCGCUCGAAGCCCUGCAGGACUUUCAGAAGUACAAGACUCUUUGGACAGAGGAUCGAGACGUGAAAGUGAAGGAAUUUUUGGCAAACAACCCCUCUCUGACUGAAAUCAGAUCAGAAAUCCUGCACUAUGCCACUUUUGAACAGGAGAUCGACGAGUUGAAGCCCAUCAUUGUUGUGGGUGCGCUGGAGCUGCAUACAGCGCCAAUGAAAUUGGCCUUAUCGAUUGAGGCUAAGGCCUGGAAGAUGCUGCUUUGUCGCUAUUUGAAUGAAGAGUACAAAAAGAAGAUGUCGGACAUGAUAGCAUUUAUCAACGAAUACUUAAAGAAGUUAUCUAGGCCUAUCCGUGAUUUAGAUGAUGUCAGAUUUGCCAUGGAAGCCUUGUCUUGUAUCCGUGAUAAUGAAAUCCAAAUGGACAUGACUUUGGGGCCAAUUGAAGAAGCCUAUGCUAUUUUAAACAGAUUUGAAGUAGAAGUAACCAAAGAAGAAUCAGAAGCGGUUGAUACUUUGCGAUAUUCUUUCAACAAAUUACAGAGCAAAGCUGUUUCUGUGCAAGAUGAACUAGUUCAAGUGCAGCCAAAGUUUAAAAGUAAUUUACUCGAAUCCGUGGAAGUGUUUCAGGAGGAUGUACUGAACUUUGCAGAGUCUUAUGAUAAGGAAGGACCCAUGGUUCCAGGUAUACCACCCCAAGAAGCUAGCAACAGACUACAGAUCUUUCAGGCCAAUUUUGAUGAUCUGUGGAGGAAAUUUGUUACGUAUUCAUCUGGUGAACAACUUUUCGGAUUGCCUGUGACUGACUAUGAAGUUUUACACAAAACCAGAAAGGAACUGAACUUGCUGCAGAAGCUGUAUGGACUGUACGACACUGUAAUGGGCAAUAUUAGUGGUUAUUAUGAGAUGCUCUGGAGUGAUGUAGAUAUUGAGAAAAUUAACGCAGAGCUUCAGGAAUUUCAAAACAGAUGUCGUAAACUCCCCAAAGGACUUAAAGAUUGGCAAGCGUUCUUGGAUCUCAAGAAAAGAAUCGAUGAUUUCAGCGAGUCGUGUCCUCUUCUGGAAAUGAUGACCAACAAGGCCAUGAAACAGAGGCAUUGGGAUCGCAUCUCUGAGUUAACUGGAACCCCUUUUGAUGUGGAAUCAGAUUCUUUUUGUCUUAGAAAUAUUAUGGAAGCUCCACUCCUGAAGAAUAAGGAUGACAUCGAGGAUAUUUGCAUAUCUGCCAUUAAGGAGAAGGAUAUUGAAGCCAAGCUGGCUUUGGUGAUUGACAACUGGACCAACCAGAACCUGAGUUUUGCAGCAUUUAAAGGGAAGGGCGAGCUGCUACUCAAAGGAACGGAGUCUGGAGAAAUUAUCACCUUGAUGGAGGAUAGCUUAAUGGUCUUAGGGUCCUUACUAAGCAACAGUACAAGUUGUCAGGUGGCCCGCCAGUUUCAGACCACCCAUUACCCCAGUGGCUAUUCUCUGAAGUCCAGGGAAGCAAAACGUUUUCAGAAUAUUGACAAGUCGUGGAUAAAGAUAAUGCAGCGAGCGCAUGAGAACCCCAACGUGAUCAGUUGCUGUGUCGGCGAUGAGACUAUGGGGCAGCUGUUACCUCAUCUACACGAACAGUUGGAAGUGUGUCAGAAGUCACUAACAGGGUAUUUGGAGAAGAAGCGAUUACUAUUUCCCAGAUUCUUCUUUGUAUCUGAUCCAGUUCUCCUGGAAAUUCUGGGGCAAGCCAGCGAUUCCCACACCAUACAGCCGCAUCUCCCAGCAGUCUCUGACAACAUCAACGAAGUGACCUUCCAUCCCAAAGAGUACGAUCGGAUCAUGGCCGUCAUUUCAAGGGAAGGAGAAAAAAUUAUGCUGGAUGUCCCUGUCAUGGCCAAGGGCCCCGUAGAGAUCUGGCUUUUCGAUUUGCUAAAGAUGCAGAUGUCAUCCCUCCACAACAUCAUCAGGUCAGCGUACUAUCAAAUCAGCGACACGGGAUUUCAACUCCUACCUUUCCUGAAUCACUUUCCAGCACAGGUUGGGCUUCUCGGAAUUCAGAUGUUGUGGACACAUGAUUCAGAAGAGGCUUUAACUAAUGCAAAAGACGACAGAAAAAUCAUGCAAAUGACCAAUCAGAAAUUUCUGGACAUUCUAAAUACUCUCAUCGGUCAGACAACACACGACCUAUCCAAGUUUGAUAGAGUGAAAUUUGAGACGCUGAUUACCAUCCACGUGCAUCAGAGGGACAUUUUUGAUGACUUGGUAAAAAUGCAUAUCAAGUCGAUUACAGACUUUGAGUGGCUCAAACAAAGUCGAUUUUAUUUUAAGGAAGAUUUGGACCAAACGGUGGUGUCCAUUACAGAUGUCGAUUUUAUUUACCAAAAUGAGUUUCUGGGCUGCACUGACCGUCUGGUUAUCACACCCUUGACAGAUAGGUGCUACAUCACGUUAGCCCAGGCGUUGGGUAUGAACAUGGGCGGUGCUCCAGCAGGACCAGCAGGCACUGGCAAAACAGAAACUACCAAGGAUAUGGGACGGUGUUUGGGGAAAUACGUGGUUGUGUUCAACUGCUCAGAUCAAAUGGAUUUCAGAGGCCUAGGGAGGAUUUUUAAAGGUCUUGCACAGUCCGGUUCCUGGGGAUGUUUUGAUGAGUUUAACAGAAUCGAAUUGCCCGUGCUGUCAGUGGCCGCCCAACAAAUAUACAUUGUGUUGACUGCAAGAAAAGAGAGGAAAAAACAGUUCAUUUUUUCCGAUGGCGACUGUGUUGACUUAAAUCCAGAAUUUGGGAUCUUCUUAACGAUGAACCCUGGAUAUGCUGGGCGCCAGGAACUGCCAGAAAACUUAAAAAUCCAGUUUAGAACUGUUGCGAUGAUGGUUCCGGAUAGGCAGAUCAUUAUGCGAGUUAAGCUUGCAAGCUGUGGUUUUCUUGAAAAUGUAAUCUUGGCUCAGAAAUUCUAUGUUCUUUACAAACUCUGUGAAGAGCAACUGACAAAACAGGUUCAUUAUGAUUUUGGGCUGAGAAAUAUUCUGUCCGUGUUGAGGACCCUUGGAGCGCAAAAGAGAGCCAGACCGGAAGACAGUGAAUUAAGCACAGUCAUGAGAGGACUAAGAGACAUGAACCUUUCCAAACUGGUUGACGAAGAUGAGCCCCUCUUCCUUAGCUUGAUCAACGAUCUGUUUCCAGGGCUGCAACUAGAUAGCAGCACGUAUGUGGAGCUACAAGCUGCAGUUGCCAACCAGGUGGCAGCAGAAGGUUUGAUUAACCAUCCCCCCUGGAACCUCAAACUUGUGCAGUUAUACGAGACCUCUCUGGUCCGGCACGGCUUGAUGACCCUCGGGCCCAGCGGGUCUGGGAAAACGUCCGUUAUCACCAUCCUGAUGAAGGCCCUGACGGAGUGCGGCAGGCCGCACAGAGAAAUGCGAAUGAAUCCAAAGGCCAUCACCGCGCCCCAGAUGUUUGGCAGACUGGACACGGCCACCAAUGACUGGACAGAUGGGAUUUUCUCUACUCUGUGGAGAAAAACGUUAAAAGCCAAGAAAGGUGAAAACAUUUUCCUCAUCUUAGACGGCCCUGUCGACGCCAUUUGGAUUGAGAAUUUAAAUUCUGUGCUGGACGACAAUAAAACCCUCACCCUGGCGAACGGGGAUCGCAUCCCCAUGGCCCCCAACUGUAAGCUUCUGUUUGAGGUCCACAACAUCGAGAACGCCUCUCCGGCCACCGUGUCUCGGAUGGGCAUGGUCUACAUCAGCAGCUCCGCGCUCAGCUGGAGGCCCAUCUUGCAGGCAUGGUUGAAGAAGCGCACCCCACAGGAAACCUCUGUGUUCCUUAAUUUGUAUGACAAAAUAUUUGAGGACGCGUAUACAUUUAUGAAACUAAACCUCAGUCCAAAAAUGCAGCUCUUAGAGUGUAAUUAUAUUGUGCAGUCUCUGACUCUCCUGGAAGGUUUAAUACCAUCCAAAGAAGAAGGCGGGGUCUCUUGCAUUGAGCACCUUCACAAGCUGUUUGUGUUUGGCAUCAUGUGGAGUUUGGGAGCCCUUCUGGAACUGGAAAACAGAGAAAAGCUUGAAGCCUUCUUACGUAGCCACCAGAGCAAGAUCAGCUUGCCAGAAAUACCUAAGGACACGGCGUACACCAUGUAUGAGUUUUUUGUGACUGAUUAUGGUGAUUGGGAGCAUUGGAAUAAGAAAGUCCUGCCAUACUACUAUCCAACCGACAGCCUUCCUGAGUAUUCUUCGAUUUUGGUUCCGAAUGUUGAUAAUGUUAGAACAAACUUUUUGAUAGACACCAUUGCAAAACAGCAUAAAGCUGUUCUGCUCACUGGGGAGCAGGGAACUGCAAAAACAGUGAUGAUUAAGGCCUAUUUGAAAAAAUAUGAUCCUGAAGUACAGCUGUCCAAAUCUCUAAACUUUUCAUCUGCCACAGAGCCAAUGAUGUUUCAGAGAACAAUUGAAAGCUAUGUGGAUAAGCGGAUGGGAAGCACAUAUGGGCCACCUGGCGGAAGGAAAAUGACUGUAUUUAUUGAUGAUAUUAAUAUGCCUGUGAUUAAUGAAUGGGGAGAUCAGAUCACGAAUGAAAUCGUGCGGCAGAUGAUGGAAAUGGAUGGCAUGUAUAGCUUAGACAAGCCCGGAGACUUCACCACCAUCAUCGACGUGCAGCUCAUCGCCGCCAUGAUCCACCCGGGAGGUGGUCGCAAUGAUAUCCCACAGCGCUUAAAAAGACAGUUUACCGUGUUUAAUUGCACAUUGCCUUCAAAUGCUUCCAUCGACAAGAUUUUUGGGAUCAUUGGCUGUGGAUACUUUGAUCCUUGCAGACAUUUCAAGCCUGAAGUAUGUGAGCUAAUUGGGAAUUUAGUCUCAGCGGGCCGAGUGCUGUGGCAGUGGACUAAGGUAAAGAUGCUGCCAACUCCUUCCAAAUUCCAUUACAUCUUCAAUCUCCGAGAUCUGUCCCGAAUUUGGCAAGGAAUGUUAGUGAUAAAAGCUGAGGAGUGUGAUUCCGUCGCUACUCUCCUGUCACUUUUCAGGCAUGAGUGCAACAGAGUGAUUGCAGACAGAUUUAUCACUCCUGAAGAUGAGCAGUGGUUUAGUGUACACCUUACUCGUGCUAUUGAAGAAAAUGUGAACUCAGAGGCGGUGUCCAAUAUGGUCCAUGAACCAUACUUCGUGGACUUUCUCCAUGACAUGCCAGAACCGACGGGCGAUGAACCUGAAGACACUGUCUUUGAAGUUCCCAAAAUCUAUGAACUGGUGCCGAACUUUGAAUUCCUCUCAGAAAAGCUCCAGCAAUACCAGAGACAGUUCAAUGAAAUCAUUCGAGGAGCCUCGCUCGACCUGGUGUUUUUCAAAGACGCAAUGACUCAUCUGAUCAAGAUUUCUCGGAUCAUCCGAACAUCAUGUGGAAAUGCGUUGCUGGUGGGCGUUGGUGGCUCAGGAAAGCAGAGUCUCUCACGGCUGGCCUCCUUUAUAGCUGGCUAUCAAAUAUUCCAGAUCACAUUAACCAGGUCUUACAAUGUGAGUAACCUAACAGAGGACUUAAAGAGUCUGUACAAAGUUGCUGGCGCUGAUGGGAAAGGCAUCACCUUCAUCUUUACUGACAAUGAAAUAAAGGACGAAGCUUUCUUAGAAUAUCUGAACAACCUGCUAUCUUCAGGGGAGGAGAAGCAGUACAGUCUUGAUAAGUUGAUGGAGGCAAGUGAAUCUGUUGCUAAACUCUCUCAGGAGCUUGCGGUGAAGGAGAAGGAAUUGGCCGUGGCUUCUGUAAAGGCUGAUGAAGUCUUAGCGGAAGUCACGGUCAGCGCUCAGGCCUCGGCCAAAGUGAAAAACGAGGUCCAGGAGGUCAAGGAUAAAGCCCAAAAAAUUGUGGACGAAAUUGAUACCGAGAAGGUGAAAGCUGAGAGCAAGCUGGAGGCCGCUAAACCUGCGCUGGAAGAGGCCGAGGCAGCGCUGAAUACGAUCAAGCCAAAUGAUAUUGCCACGGUCAGGAAACUGGCGAAACCCCCACACCUAAUUAUGAGGAUCAUGGACUGCGUUCUGCUACUGUUUCAAAAGAAAAUUGACCCUGUUACUAUGGAUCCGGAAAAGCCUUGCUGCAAGCCAUCCUGGAGCGAAUCAUUAAAAUUGAUGAGCGCGACGGGGUUCCUGUUCAGCCUGCAGCAGUUCCCCAAGGACACCAUCAACGAAGAGACUGUUGAGUUGCUGCAGCCGUAUUUCAGCAUGGAUGACUACAGCUUUGAGAGCGCCAAGAAGGUCUGCGGGAACGUGGCCGGUCUGCUGUCGUGGACACUGGCGAUGGCCACGUUCUAUGGCAUCAACAGGGAAGUGCUGCCCCUGAAGGCUAACCUGGCAAAGCAGGAGGGCCGUUUGUCAGUUGCCAAUGCUGAAUUAGGUAAGGCGCAGUCACUGCUGGAUGAGAAGCAAGCCGAGUUGGAUAAAGUACAAGCAAAAUUUGAUGCGGCAAUGAAUGAGAAAAUGGAUCUGCUCAAUGAUGCCGACAUGUGCCGGAAGAAGAUGCAGGCGGCAUCUGCUCUCAUUGACGGACUGAGCGGUGAGAAAGUCCGAUGGACUCAACAAAGUAAAGAGUUCAAAGCUCAGAUUAAUAGACUCGUUGGUGAUAUUCUGCUAUGUACGGGAUUCCUUUCCUACCUCGGUCCUUUCAAUCAGAUCUUCAGGAAUCUCUUGCUGAAAGAUCUAUGGGAGACCGAGCUGAGAGUACGGAGAAUUCCUUUCACUGAAAACCUGAAUAUCAUUUCAAUGCUGGUGGAUCCUCCCACGAUUGGUGAGUGGGGGCUGCAGGGAUUACCAGGAGAUGACCUCUCGAUUCAGAAUGGCAUUAUUGUGACAAAGGCCACCAGGUACCCACUCCUGAUAGAUCCACAAACCCAAGGCAAAACUUGGAUUAAAUCAAAGGAAAAAGAAAAUGAUUUGCAGGUGACUUCGCUGAACCACAAGUACUUCCGCACACAUCUGGAGGACAGCCUUUCCUUGGGCCGACCCCUUCUCAUCGAGGACAUCCGAGAAGAGCUGGACCCAGCCCUGGACAAUGUACUAGAAAAGAAUUUCAUUAAGUCGGGCACCACUUUCAAGGUAAAAGUUGGUGAUAAGGAAUGUGACAUCAUGGACACAUUUAAACUCUAUAUUACGACAAAAUUGCCGAACCCUGCUUUUACUCCUGAGAUCAACGCUAAGACAUCUGUCAUUGAUUUUACCGUUACAAUGAAAGGCCUUGAGAAUCAGUUGCUACGGAGGGUGAUCCUAACGGAGAAACAGGAGUUGGAGUCUGAGAGGGUUAAGCUGUUGGAGGAUGUCACUUUUAAUAAGCGGAAGAUGAAGGAACUUGAAGACAACCUCCUCUAUAAAUUAAGUGCUACGAAAGGGUCCUUGGUGGAUGACGAAUCCCUCAUCGGUGUCCUCCGAACCACUAAACAGACAGCCGCCGAGGUAAGUGAAAAGCUACACGUGGCUGCAGAGACUGAAGUCAAGAUUACUACGGCCCAGGAAGAGUUCCGGCCCGCGGCCACCCGAGGAAGCAUCCUCUACUUCCUCAUCACAGAGAUGAGCAUGGUCAACAUCAUGUACCAGACCUCGCUGGCCCAGUUCCUGAAGUUGUUCGACCAGUCCAUGGCCAGGUCUGAAAAGUCUCCACUCCCUCAAAAGAGAAUCACAAACAUCAUUGAGUAUCUGACGUACGAAGUUUUUACCUAUUCGGUCAGAGGCCUCUAUGAAAACCACAAGUUCCUCUUUGUGCUGCUCAUGACCUUGAAGAUCGACCUUCAGCGAGGGACAGUUAAGCACCGGGAAUUCCAGGCUCUCAUUAAAGGGGGAGCUGCCCUGGAUCUGAAAGCCUGUCCUCCCAAGCCGUUCCGCUGGAUCCUGGACAUGACCUGGCUGAAUCUUGUGGAGCUGAGUAAACUCCCUCAAUUUGCAGAGAUUAUGAAUCAGAUAUCUCGUAAUGAGAAGGGGUGGAAAAACUGGUUUGACAAAGACAGUCCAGAGGAGGAAAUUAUCCCAGAUGGGUAUAACGACUCAUUAGACACCUGCCGUAAACUUUUACUUAUCAGGUCUUGGUGCCCGGAUCGCACUGUUUUUCAAGCAAGAAAAUACAUUGCGGAUUCUUUGGAAGAGAAGUACACAGAGCCAGUUAUCUUAAAUCUGGAGAAAACUUGGGAAGAAAGCGAUACACGAACGCCCUUGAUAUGUUUCCUGUCCAUGGGCUCUGAUCCAACCAAUCAAAUUGAUGCCUUGGCCAAGAAACUGAAGCUGGAAUGUAGAACUAUCUCGAUGGGGCAAGGGCAAGAAGUACAUGCUCGGAAGCUGAUUCAGAUGUCCAUGCAGCAGGGUGGUUGGGUCUUACUGCAAAACUGUCACCUCGGCUUGGAAUUCAUGGAAGAAUUGCUGGAGACGCUAAUUAUCUCCGAAGUCAUCGACGAGUCUUUCCGCGUGUGGAUCACCACCGAGCCGCACGACCGAUUUCCAAUUACGUUGCUCCAGAGCUCCCUCAAGUUCACCAACGAGCCUCCGCAAGGGGUCCGCGCGGGCUUGAAGAGGACCUUUGCGGGCAUCAAUCAGGACCUUCUGGACAUCAGCAAUUUGCCCAUGUGGAAGCCCAUGCUCUACACCGUGGCGUUCGGCGUGUCCUGGAGUACAGUGCGGUACAUGAUUGGAGAAGUACAAUAUGGAGGCAGGGUGACGGAUGAUUUUGAUAAGCGUCUACUGAAUUGCUUUGCUAGGAGAGCCGGUUGUCAUGCCUAUAAGGACAUGAGUGCACUCCUGGUGCCCAGCCUGGGUGGAGUGCACCUUUCCAACGGGGGCUUGCUCUGGAGGUAUCAGAGUAACACCGCAUCUGAUGUUCUUGAAACGAUCACCAACAUUCAACCCAAAGAAAGUGGAGGCGGAGUGGGCGAGACUCGGGAAGCAAUUGUUUACCGAUUGUCCGAAGAUAUGCUGAGCAAACUGCCGCCCGAUUACAUUCCUCACGAGGUAAAAGCUCGCUUGCUAAAGAUGGGGCAUCUUAACUCAAUGAACAUAUUUCUUCGACAAGAAAUUGACAGAAUGCAGAAAGUCAUCACCAUCCUUCGCAAUAGCCUGAGCGAUCUAAAACUGGCCAUCGAAGGGACCAUCAUUAUGAGUGAGAACUUGAGAGACGCCCUGGACAAUAUGUAUGAUGCCCGUAUUCCUCAGAUCUGGAAAAGAGUGUCCUGGGAUUCGUCCACCCUGGGUUUCUGGUUCACUGAGCUUUUGGAAAGAAAUGCCCAGUUUUCCACGUGGAUAUUCGAAGGGCGGCCUAAUGUGUUUUGGAUGACUGGCUUCUUUAACCCCCAAGGCUUUCUCACAGCCAUGAGGCAGGAAGUGACCCGCGCUCACAAAGGCUGGGCCCUGGACUCGGUGACAAUCCACAAUGAAGUCUUGCGACAGACCAAGGAGGAGAUCACGAGCCCGCCUGGGGAAGGCGUGUAUAUUUAUGGACUGUACAUGGACGGAGCCGCCUGGGACAGACGGAACGGGAAGCUCACCGAAUCCACCCCCAAGGUGCUCUUCACACAGCUGCCCGUGUUACACAUCUUUGCCAUCAACUCCACAGCACCCAAGGACCCCAAGCUGUACGUGUGUCCCAUAUACAAGAAACCCCGGCGCACCGACUUGACCUUCAUCACCGUGGUGUACUUGAGAACAGUUCUGUCCCCAGACCACUGGAUCCUGAGAGGAGUGGCCCUUUUGUGUGACAUCAAGUGA